UACUGUAAUCGGCUGGCUAUAACAUGGGGCUGUGCUACAGUCUGCGUCCCCGUCUGUUUGGGGACCUGAGUGGAUCCAUUUCAAACGCCACCUCGGACUCAGAUCAACCGCCCGACCCAGUUAUUGCGUCGCGGGUUGGGGGACCUCGUCAAGAAGACUCUGGGGGAAACAGCAAGACAUCACCGUUACGCACUAGCCAAACACACCACUGGGACACCGGCAAACUCCCUCCCGGGGAGCACCGCCGUAGAGACGCUAGCACAGACGGAACACUGAUACAGAACGGGGGUGGUGGAGGAGGCAAAGGGACAGGCAAGGAGCGUAAUCGACGAUUACAACUGCUGCAGACACAUAGCACUCAAAAACAGAAAAACUGGGAUAAACUGGUGGUCGAGGAAAAGGAGGCCGAGAAAGAGGCAAAGCGAGUCAGUAAGAACAUUGAUCGGGCCUUGAAAGAGCUCAAACGGGAGUAUAAACAGACGCACCGGCUACUGCUCUUGGGGGCCGGAGAAUCCGGAAAAAGCACCAUUGUGAAGCAGAUGAGGAUUCUACACGUCAAUGGUUUUAAUGCAGAAGAAAAGAAACAGAAAAUACAAGACAUCAGGAAAAAUGUGAAAGAUGCCAUAGUGACGAUAGUCUCUGCGAUGAGCACUUUAAUACCACCCGUCCCUCUGGCCAACCCCGAGAACCAGUUUAGGAUUGACUACAUCAAAAGCAUAGCACCGCUCUCGGACUUUGACUACCCACAGGAGUUUUUUGACCAUGCAAAGAACCUUUGGGAGGAUGAGGGGGUGAGGGCGUGUUAUGAGAGAUCCAAUGAAUACCAGCUGAUCGACUGUGCGCAUUACUUUCUGGAGCGAAUCGAUGCUGUAAGACAAAGCGACUAUACUCCAACAGAUCAGGACUUACUGCGCUGCAGAGUGCUGACUUCAGGGAUUUUUGAAACACGGUUUCAAGUAGACAAAGUCAACUUUCAUAUGUUUGAUGUGGGAGGCCAGAGAGACGAGCGAAGAAAAUGGAUUCAGUGUUUUAAUGAUGUCACUGCUAUCAUCUUUGUUGUUGCGAGUAGCAGCUACAACAUGGUGAUAAGGGAAGACAACAACACAAACAGACUCCGGGAAGCCUUGGAUCUUUUCCGCAGUAUCUGGAACAACAGAUGGUUACGGACUAUAUCAGUUAUAUUGUUCCUCAACAAACAGGAUAUGUUGGCUGAGAAAGUAUUAGCUGGGAAAUCCAAAAUUGAAGAUUACUUCCCAGAGUAUGCUCGCUACACCAUACCAAAUGAAGCAACCCCUGAACCUGGAGAGGACCCGAGGGUGACAAGGGCCAAGUUUUUCAUUCGUGAUGAGUUUCUGAGGAUCAGCACUGCGAGCGGAGAUGGGCGACACUACUGUUACCCACAUUUCACGUGUGCGGUGGACACGGAGAACAUCCGGCGAGUGUUUAACGACUGUCGGGACAUCAUUCAGAGAAUGCACCUCCGCCAGUAUGAACUCUUGUGAUUGAAGCAGAAGUCAGCGUGCUUUUUAAAAAACAAAAAAACAAAACAAAAACAAAACAAACAUGUCCACCUCCCACAUCCAACAGCGUCACAUCGGUGGACAAAGAGUGCUACUGAACAGUGUCCAAUAGUCUUUCUCCUCUCUCUGCUGUUUUUUCUUUCUUUCUUUUUUUUUUAUGUCUUUGUUGGAGAGGGAGCUGUCAGUCGUUCUUUUUCAUCCUUUUUUUGAAUGCCUUUUGCCAUUCCACUAAAGCCUUUGGCUACCUCCUUGUUUUUAGUUUGAAUUUUUAUGCCCAUGUAUAUACUGGCAUUUGCUAGUCUCUG
Messenger RNA from Chanos chanos (milkfish), 1825 nucleotides. It is a transcript of the gene gnal2, whose product is annotated as guanine nucleotide binding protein (G protein), alpha activating activity polypeptide, olfactory type 2. The record is from RefSeq and is a predicted model, not a curated record. Gene Ontology annotation, cellular component: cytoplasm; heterotrimeric G-protein complex. Gene Ontology annotation, molecular function: GTP binding; GTPase activity; G-protein beta/gamma-subunit complex binding. Bases 24 to 1502 code for a protein of 492 amino acids. The transcript has 12 exons. Gene Ontology annotation, biological process: adenylate cyclase-activating dopamine receptor signaling pathway; sensory perception of chemical stimulus. Lineage: Eukaryota; Metazoa; Chordata; Actinopteri; Gonorynchiformes; Chanidae.